Lobosporangium transversale is the source of this 2457-nucleotide messenger RNA. RefSeq names its product P-loop containing nucleoside triphosphate hydrolase protein. Lineage: Eukaryota; Fungi; Mortierellomycota; Mortierellomycetes; Mortierellales; Mortierellaceae. Gene Ontology annotation, molecular function: ATP binding; ATP hydrolysis activity. The coding region runs from base 1 to 2457 and encodes 818 amino acids. The transcript has 8 exons. Gene Ontology annotation, cellular component: peroxisomal membrane; cytosol. Gene Ontology annotation, biological process: protein import into peroxisome matrix. The record is from RefSeq and is a predicted model, not a curated record.
AUGCCAGUCAAGAGAACAUCGAUUGACUUUUCACCAUGGAUUCAAAAUGGCCACUACUCUUCACAUAAAUUGUCGCCUCAGCCUGCCCCUGAAGACGACCCUGAAGCACGGAUCUUUGUCGAUGUGGCACAGUUGGGUAAACUAAGGGUUUUCAGUGGUGACUGGGUUACUAUAUCCUCCAAAGAACCUGUUGCAUGCAAAAGGCUCUGCAGGAUUUAUGGGUUAUCAUUAUCUACAUUAAACUCCACCAAAGGACAGCCAAGGGUCUAUCCAGUAGUCGCCAAAGCAGUCACAGUCGCUAGGGUUGCUUCACCAGCAACAGUUGAUAAAGCAUUACAAACAGCCUGUCUUGAGGCUUUGAAGGAGUGGUUUGAAGAGUACGAGCGCGUUGUAUGCGAAGGUGAUAUCAUCGGCAUUGAGGUUGACGAAGAGGCUGCUAAACUCAUCCCCAAACAGCUCAGCCCAACAGACGCAACCACAAUGGUUUACUUCAAAUUGACACAUUUGGAAGAUUCUGGAAAACCCAACAAACACACUCAACUUGUUGACCCUUCUGUCACAAAGAUGAUCCAGUCUGGACUUGAACAUACAAGGGUCCCUUCAAAAUUGAGACGUAAUGCCCAAAGUCCUGCCAUCCCGGCACUGAAUGAUCCUUCAGCACCUCAGGCAUUUUCUCAGCUUUAUCAACUUGUAUCUUCAGGAUUGCAUCCAUUUUCUUCCAAACUGGGCCUAAAUUGCACGGUUUUGUUACACGGUGCUCGAGGCAUUGGAAAAAAGACGGUUGUAGGUUGGGUGGCUGAUCUUGCAGGAAUCCAUCUAAUGGAAGUCAAUUGUUUCGAUAUCGUCAACGAUACAGACGCCAAGACCGAAGUGGCUGUGCGUGCUAAAUUUGACAAGGCUGUGGCGUGCGGACCAUGCAUUCUUCUUCUUCAACAUAUUGAUGCAUUGGCCAGGAAGAGUGUGGCUUUAGAGACCGGUCAAGAGCCCAUCUUAUCAACCGUCCUCAAAGAUUGUUUCACGCAGUUGGGGGAUUCCUUCAAGACAAUGGGACAUCCAGUAACAGUUGUUGCAACAACAAGUGAUAUUGAUAAGGUCCCUACAUCAGUCUUGGGAUGCUUCUUGCACGAGAUCGGAUUCGACGCCCCUAAUGAAGCACAGCGUCUUGCUAUCCUCAAGAACCUCACUCUAUCCACACCUUUGGGACCAGAUGUUUCUCUAAACUCGCUUGCGACCCAGACAGCUGCCCUUGUAGCUAAAGAUUUGGUUGAUUUGACUGGACGCGCUGGUCUCGUCGCCAUUGAGCGCGUGGAAAAGUCAAUCUGGAAUAAGUGCUAUAUCUCUGAGCAGAGUCUAGUCAAUGCUGGUGUGACAGUAACCGCAACAGACUUUGACGUUGCAUUGAAUAAGGCUCGCGCAUCCUAUUCCGAUUCGAUUGGUGCGCCAAAGAUCCCAAAUGUUACUUGGGAUGAUGUUGGAGGUCUUGCCUCAGUCAAGAAUGACAUUCUUGACACAAUUCAAUUACCGUUAGAGCAUCCAGAGCUGUUCGCCAGCGGGCUCAAAAAGCGCUCUGGUAUUUUGCUGUAUGGUCCACCAGGAACUGGCAAGACCUUGCUUGCUAAAGCUGUAGCAACAUCGUGCUCACUCAACUUCUUCUCUGUGAAGGGUCCAGAGCUGCUUAACAUGUAUAUUGGCGAGUCUGAAGCCAAUGUUCGCAGAGUCUUCCAGCGUGCUCGUGAUGCAAAACCCUGCGUCAUCUUUUUUGAUGAGUUGGACUCUGUUGCACCUAAGCGUGGAGAGAAGGGAGACUCUGGUGGUGUUAUGGAUCGUAUUGUUAGUCAAUUGCUUGCCGAACUGGAUGGUAUGAAUGGUGGCGAAGGGUCUGGAGAUGUCUUUGUGAUUGGAGCUACGAAUCGGCCUGAUCUACUUGACCCCGCUCUGCUACGACCUGGACGAUUUGACAAACUACUCUAUCUAAUGGCUGAAAAAUGCCCGUUCAACUACACAGGAGCAGACUUUUAUGCACUGUGCUCGGACGCCAUGCUUAAGGCCAUGUCCCGUACUGCAAAUUCAAUUGAGAGCCGUGUCGUUGCAAUCAACGGCGACGAAACAUCGACACUUCCACGCCCAAUCACUUCACAGUACUACCUUGAUCAUCUUGCAACACCCGAAGAGAUUCUAGUACAAGUAACGGAAGAGGAUUUUGACAAAGCCCUUGCAGAAUUGAUUCCAUCCGUGUCAGCACAGGAGCUUGAGCACUACAGACAAGUCCAAAAGAUGUUCAACAGUGAUGACUUUGCCAGAGAUAUGGAAGCAGCAGCAGAGGAAGAAGCUAAGAAGAAAGAGAAGGCUGAGGUGAUAAAGCAACAACAGGCGGAUGAUUUAGAGAAAAAAGAACUUGUGGAAAAUUCUUCACCUGGAAGAGGCAAGGGCAAAGGAAAGGGCAAACAUAGAAAAUAA